Molecule: messenger RNA, 1852 nt
Organism: Trichophyton rubrum CBS 118892
Lineage: Eukaryota; Fungi; Ascomycota; Eurotiomycetes; Onygenales; Arthrodermataceae
Exons: 3
Coding region: 428-1852 (474 amino acids)
Molecular function (GO): FAD binding
Source: RefSeq, a predicted model, not a curated record
CGGCCUUUGCUCUCUCUACCGUACGAAGGCAGUUAGUAGCUGUGAUUGAGGUUGUUGUCGUUUGAUGUUUGGUUGGUGUGAAAAUAUUCUAGGAGUGGAGAUUGACUACCUAGCUUGGUUAAAGCAGCUAACUAAUUAACUACUUGCCGAGGCAUCGUUAAACUAGCGACCGCCAACUACAUCGGCCAUUGAAUGAUAGAGAUCAAAGAGAUAAUCCAUAAACCGUGCUGUUUGCUAUCGAAUUAUUGGUCGAGUCGGAACCAUGUCCUGCGACACGUCGUUCCGCUACGCUGGCUAACUCUAAACAAUGUACGAAGUUGACAGGCCUUGCAAAAGCCACCUUCCAAGCAACUCUCGGGAAUCGUCCAGAUACCACCAGUAUUAGUUGUCUAAAGAACCCCUUGCAUUCCUCAUAGCAACGGAUAUAAUGUCUCUCCCCAAGAAUCCUAUUUCUGCAGAACUCAUUACGAUCCUAAAAUCCCAAGUCAAAUCAUCUGAGAUUCUGACACCCUCGUCUGCGGGGUAUGCAGAAGCAAUAGCCCGCUGGUCUGAUGCGGCAGUCAAACCCGCUGGUGCUGUCCUGCUUGCUGCUAAUGUGGAAGAUGUUAGUGCUGCCGUCAAGCUCGCGCAGCAGCACAAACUGGAUCUGGCAGUAAAAGGCGGCGGACAUUCUGUAUCAGGGACUAGCUCAUCUGACGAUGGACUGGUAAUUGACUUGUCUCGUAUGCGACAUGUCGACGUUGAUGCGGAGCGCAAAACGAUCACCGCACAGGGAGGUUGCCUCUGGGUUGACGUUGACGAAGCUGGUGGUCAACAUGGCCUGGCUACUGUUGGGGGCACUGUCAACCAUACUGGAAUUGGUGGCCUUACCCUCGGAGGAGGGUACGGAUGGCUGUCCUCAAAGUACGGGCUGGUCAUUGACAAUGUUCUUUCGGUCACAAUGGUCUUAGCAGAUGGCCGGAUUGUCAAAACUUCAGCUACAGAGGAGCCAGACUUGUUCUGGGCAGUACGUGGUGCUGGCCACAACUUUGGUGUUGCCGUCGAAUUUGUCUACCAGGCCUAUGAGCAGGUGGACCCGGUGUUUUCUGGAUUUUUGAUCUUUCAACAGGAAAAGCUCGAGGCUAUUAUCGACACUCUUAAUCGGGGAAUGCAACAUCCCCAGCUGGAUUCAUCCACCAUGUGCAUAUUAGGGACGCAUCCUGGUACUGCUGAACCCAUGGUGGCAACAUGUAUUUUCCAUCGUGGGACCGAAAAGGAGGGCAGAGAAGCGUUCAAAGACCUAUAUGCCCUUGGUCCAGUCAUGGAUGGUGCUAAGAUGAUCCCCUAUUCGACUGUUAACGCUCAGGUUAACGAAAUGGCCACACACGGGGCAAGGCGAAACAUUCAGGGCCUAUGCUUCUCUCCCCCCUUGAGGCCGGCCUUCGCACGCAGUGUUAUGAACAAAUAUGCAGAGAAGAUAGCAGCAGAUUCAGAUAUGAUAGGAACGGCCGUUAUUUUCGAAUAUUUUGACAUGAGAAAAUGCACAGAAGUGCCGAUAGAGUCGACUUCUUGUGCUAACCGGGGACCGACCCUCAACGGGCUACUGACCAGUAGGUGGAACAAUAAAAAUAACGACUCGGCGAACCGUCAAUGGGGAAGGGAUAUGCAAAAGAUGUUUGUGAAAGAGAUGGAGCAAAGCACCUCGGCUAUAUCCACAAACGAGGUACCUCAGUAUAUUAAUUAUUCCGAAUCUAGCGACACAUCCUUUCAAAAGAUGCAUGGCAUCCAUGCUGCUAGACUGCAAAAGCUGAAGGGGAAAUAUGAUCCCACCGGGAUGUUUGGCAAAAUGUGCCCCAUUAUGCCUGCCAAUUGA